AUGAAAAUUAAAGAAGAGAAGCAGAAGGUGGAAGAGGGAGAAGAUCCAAUUGAAAUUCAAGAUAGUAUUAUAAAGGCAGUGAAAAAUAAUAACACAGAUGCACCAUCAUCAGCUGCUCAUUCCAAACAUUUAGUAAGAAAUCAAAAUUUAGUAAAUAUUAUGUGUCAUCGUCCACCAAACUCAACACAACUUUAUCACAUAUUUCAAUCUGGUUUUCAAGAGAUUGUUUUGAGUAAUAAUCGACAAAGUGAUGGGUUCCUUAUACAUCAUGUAAAAGAAGCAUUGAUUGGAAAUAGGGAAAUAAAAAAUGAAAUUGGAACUGAUGAGGUAGAUCCAUAUCUCCAAGGAUCAUUUUCAUAUGUCAACUAUUGGUCAACAAGGCCAAAUAGUUUUUGGUGUGAACAAUGUUGCUGUCCAAGCUUUAUUAUACCCAUGGCUGGAUCUUGGAUAAUGGUUUCUGUUGUAGAUCCAUUAACACCUUACAUUCAUUUGAUGUUAUCCAUGGAUACUAAUAACAUGAAAUUAAUUGCAAGACUGUUAUGGGCUUUAGAGAGAGGUUUUGAUAACCUAAGGAAAUACUAUGAUGAAGUUGCCUCAUUAGAUCUCCAACUUGAUAAUUCUAUUCCCUUCCAAUGGUACAUAAAUGGUGAUAUACUUCAAGAAAAGCCAGAUGAUAAUGUUUUUAACAAUAUUCAAACUGCAAUCCAACUUUUACAUGACAAAGACAUUGUGUUGGUGAUCUGA
This is a messenger RNA of Entrophospora candida, 744 nucleotides long. Lineage: Eukaryota; Fungi; Glomeromycota; Glomeromycetes; Entrophosporales; Entrophosporaceae. The record is from the annotation of a GenBank genome assembly.